Molecule: messenger RNA, 1281 nt
Organism: Ictidomys tridecemlineatus (thirteen-lined ground squirrel)
Lineage: Eukaryota; Metazoa; Chordata; Mammalia; Rodentia; Sciuridae
Source: RefSeq, a predicted model, not a curated record
UCUGGUGAGGCGCGAAUGCGCCCCCACGUGGCGGCGCGCCGCCAGAGCGCGGGUCCCGGAACCGAACUGUCUUACGGAACCUCAGCGCGCAUUCCCAGUUUCCGCGGGAGGAGGCCGGAGGCGGACCUGCGCGUCCCGGUUCCCGUACCCGCUAUGGAAGUGAUGGCUGCUACCGUCCGGGGACUGCGACUUUGGAGAGCCGCCUCUGGCGGCCGGACUGGUUGGAGAUUUAUAGCAACAUCACCUGCAGUUCAACUGUCACCUACCGAGCUGACAGAAAUGCGGAAUGACCUCUUUAAUAAAGAGAAAAAGAGACAGUUAUCACUGACUCCUCGAACUGAGAAGAUUGAAGUUAAACAUGUUGGAAAAACUGAUUCCGGCACAGUUUUUGUGAUGAAUAAAAACAUUUCAACUCCUUACAGUUGUGCCAUGCAUUUGAGUGAGUGGUACUGCAGGAAGUCCAUUCUGGCUCUUGUGGACGGACAGCCUUGGGAAAUGUAUAAGCCUUUGACCAAGUCCUGUGAAAUUAAAUUUCUUACUUUCAAAGAUCGUGAUCCAAGAGAAGUAAAUAAGGUAUUUCUGUCUCCAUGUUCCCCCCUCCCAUUUUUUCCUUUUGUUAAAUUUUUGUGGAAUAUAAAAAGUAGGAAUAUGCCCAAUAUUUAUGUUAUAUUGUUUAAGGAGAAUUUACGUUCUUUCACAAAAGAUGCUCAUGCUUUAAUUUAUAAAGAUCUUCAAUUUGAAACUCUGGACGUUGAUGCAAAAGUGGCAUUAGAAAUGUUUCAACACAACAAGUACAAAAUAGAUUUUAUAGAAGAGAAGGCAUCUCAGAACCCUGAAAGAAUUGUAAAGCUACAUAGAAUUGGUGAUUUCAUUGAUGUGAGCGAGGGCCCUCUUAUUCCAAGAACAAGUAUUUGCUUCCAGUAUGAAGUGUCAGCAGUUCACAAUCUUCAACCCACUGAGCCAAAUCUUGUAAGAAGAUUCCAGGGUCUGUCUUUACCCGUUCAUUUAAGAGCACAUUUUACAAUAUGGGAUAAGCUAUUGGAAAGAUCUCGGAAAAUGGUAACUGAAGAUCAAACUAAACCAACAGAGGAAAGUGUGUCUACCUAAUAACUUCUAAAAUUAAAUAUGUAUAGUAAAAUAAAGGUUUGUAAUAUAAUGUUUUUAUGUGCUUGGAGAGAUAACUGUUUUUCUUCCUAAGAUUGAUAUCCAUCUUUACCUUAUCCUUUCUGUAAGGGUAAAACAACUUAUAUUGCUCCUAAUAAAAAUGUCACACAAAAACAA